Postia placenta MAD-698-R-SB12 is the source of this 642-nucleotide messenger RNA. RefSeq lists its product as hypothetical. The transcript has a single exon. The coding region runs from base 155 to 379 and encodes 74 amino acids. Lineage: Eukaryota; Fungi; Basidiomycota; Agaricomycetes; Polyporales; Adustoporiaceae. The record is from RefSeq and is a predicted model, not a curated record.
UACACAACAAGGUGGACUACCUCCAGGACGAGAACCAAACGGCGCACAUCAGCACGACGGCCCGCUAAAUCGGGGGUCAUGGCGGGGUGGCAGAGCAAUGGGCGGUAGAGGGAGGGGGCGCGGGGGAGAUUAUAGGUACGGCAAUGGCCGAGAUAUGGGGAAGCCACCCUAUGAGGGGGAUUCCUCGGCUGCUUAUGGCUCAGAAUAUGCCGUGCAAAUUGACCCUAGCCCUGCGGAUGAUCCUGGCAGCCUUAUGGAUACUUCUGAGGAGCUCCCGAGCAUAGGACACAAUGGAGGUGGUCCAGGAGACGUAGGGCGCAUGCAGAGAGUGGGCGACAGAUGGGUCUUUGUUCGAGCUGAAACAUCGGGAGUCGCAUAGCGCGGCACAUCAUAUUCACAGUCGUAACUAUACUUGCUCAACAUCUGCGGUGUGUCCCAUUCCCGCUAAUUCGUAGUCAUAUCCGUUUGUUUGUCUUGCCGUUUCGUUGGUGUAUACUAGGCGCGCACGAGCGGCCGUGCGCGUGGCUUGCGCAUUUUCUAUGAUGUAGGAGAACGGGCUGGGCCAGUACGUCAGGUAGCAGACGGUGGCUGACCCCAUCCCAAUUAUACUACCGACUAUCACGUCUUCCUUGUGGUGUCUCU